Messenger RNA from Phalacrocorax carbo (great cormorant), 741 nucleotides. Lineage: Eukaryota; Metazoa; Chordata; Aves; Suliformes; Phalacrocoracidae. The record is from RefSeq and is a predicted model, not a curated record.
UGGCCGGGGCGUGGCCGGGGCGGGGCGGCCCGGGCAGGGCCGGGAGCCACCGGGAGCCGCCGGAGCCGCCGCCCGCCAUGGAGCCCAACAGCCCCCGCAAGAUCCAGUUCACGGUGCCGCUGCUGGAGCCGCACCUCGACCCGGAGGCGGCCGAGCAGAUCCGGAGGCGCCGACCGACUCCUGCCAACCUGGUCCUGAGCAGCGACCAGUCGUCCCCAGAGAUCGAUGAGGACCGGCUGCCCAACCCCCUGCUGAAGUCGGGUCUGGCCAUGUCACCCAGGCAGAGGAAGAAGGUUUCCCGCACCACCCCAACCAUGAAAGAGCUGCAGAUGAUGGUGGAGCAUCACCUGUGCAAGCAGGCGCAGGGUGAGGAAGAGGAGGAGGCAGCCACCACCGGCCAGGAGCAUGGCCCCGGCCACUGCCACCACAGUGACACCGAGCACAGCCACAGCCCCGGUGGCACCUGCCCACUGGCCACGCACGAGGGUGGCCCCGGCCCCGGCGAGCGGACUCACGGGGACGGGCAGCAAAGCCUCGCCGAGGAGGGCACCCAUAUAGCACCAAAGGAAGGCGCCAGCAAGGGUGCUGCCAGCAGCCAGUAGCGUGGCUCCCCCCUGUCCCCAGGUGCCAGCGGUGGCGGGAGCGUGGCCGCGGCCGGGCCGAAGGAGCCGAACGCCGCGUUAUUUUUUUUAUCUGAUCAUUUUCUAAGAUUCCGACGGCUGCUUUGGGUCUUCCGGAGGA